CAGAACGCUCAUAUCAACCCUACUCCUCGGCCAUAGCGUCCAGUAUGCCCCCCGAGAGCGAAACACUCUGAAUUUACGUAAAUUCAGAGCGGCCCAUGUCCUCUGGCACUCCAGAGUAAAUUUACGAACGCACCCUAUAAUGGUGACGUGUAGUUCUGUGGAUCAUCCACAUGAUUCUGAACAUAGAACAGGUCAAGAGGGGUUUCAUUAAUUACUACAGUCACAAUUGGCUAUCGUAAAAAGGAUAUGGUUAGUCAUAAGGUUAGCAGUGUAUUUAAGGGUUAAGUUUAAAGUUUAAAAGAAGAUACAUUGUAGAUAUAGGCGGGGUUUAUGACUUAGUGGCUGUGGUAAAUAGUGACAACAUUCAUCCAUUCCGAAACUGAUGAGGCGAUUAGCCUAGAUUUUGUUUUACUACGUUUCAGUUCGGUGGUGAUCAAUACUUGACAAUGGCUGGGGAAAUGUCUAUGAUCGGAUCGGUCAUUCUGGCUUUAUUUCUGGCUGGCUAUCUGGGCCAGCAGUAUCUGCCUCCACCGAAACCCAAAGUGAUCGGCCUAGAUCUGGGGACCACUUUCUGCUCCGUAGGAGUAUUCCACCCGGGUACCGGGAAUGUGGAGGUGAUAGGGGAUGAGGAGGGGCGGAAGAGCAUCCCGAGUGCGGUGUCGUUCACAUCUACCGAAGUCCUCGCCGGUCACGAGGGUCAGAAUCUGGCCGACAGCAAUCCUGAAAACACCAUCUAUGAUGCCAAGCGGUUUAUUGGAAAGAUAUUCGAACAAGAGCUCCUUGAGCAGGAAAGUGCUCGUUAUCCAUUCAAGGUGAUAAACAACAAUGGCAGUGCAGAGUUCUUUGUCACCACCAACCAGACGUUCACAGUUACUCCUGAAUUCAUUGGUUCUCGGCUGCUUCUGAAGAUGAGGAAGAUGGCGGAGCGUCACCUGGGUGUCCCCAUUCAGAGGGCUGUUAUCUCUGUCCCUGCUGAGUUUGAUGAGAGACAGAGGAACUACACCAUCAGGGCUGCCAACCUGGCCGGACUGGACAUCCUGCGUGUGAUCAACGAGCCCACAGCUGCAGCGAUGGCGUAUGGGUUACACAAGGUGGACGUGUUCAACGUGCUGGUGGUAGACCUGGGAGGAGGAACGCUGGAUGUCUCUCUGCUCAACAAACAGGGGGGCAUGUUCCUCACCAGAGCCAUGGCAGGUAACAACAAGCUGGGGGGACAGGACUUCAGCCAGAGACUGCUCCAGUACACCAUGGAGAGGGUCCGCCAGCAGUACGGCGUUCCCCCCACCCUCAAAGAGGACAUCCACCAUCUCCGCCAGGCCGUGGAGGCAGCCAAGCUCAACCUCACCCUGCAGCCCAGCGCCGACCUCAGGGUACCCCUGCACCUGGAGCCCCAAGGAGACGCCAAGCAACCCCCACAGGGGCCCACCGAGGACCCAAUCCCAGUCGUCUUCCAAGCAGUCAUAACCCGUGAGCUGUUUGAAGAGUUGAACGCCGACCUCUUCCAGAAGAUUCUGGCGCCUGUAGAGACAGUGCUGGCCGAGGGCCACCUGGGGAAGGAGGAGGUGGAUGAGAUAGUUCUGGUGGGAGGCUCCACACGCAUCCCUAGGAUCAGGAAGCUGAUCAGUGAGUACUUUGGGAAGGAGCCCAACACCUCAGUGGACCCAGACUUGGCAGUGGUGACUGGGGUGGCCAUCCAGGCUGGCAUCAUGGGGGGCUCCUGGCCCCUACAGGUCAGCGCUAUAGAGAUCCCCAACAGACACCUCCGCAAGACCGUCUUCAAUUGAUCUAGUCUAGAGGUAGCAAGGAUGCCACCAGACAGAUACUUGCCAUAUUAAAGGAUCGUCUGCAUUCUAACUGUUAAUUGUGCUUCUCCAUCUUCACAAGGUCUGAUGAGGUUAAAAUAUGAUCUUCAGCUGCAAUAUGUUCUCACAGAGAAACUCAAAUUACACCAUCACUUUUUUACAGUCAACCCAACUUAUUAGACCAACUGUCAUAGAUUGAAAAUUGUGUUCAACUCAGGGAACAACCUUUUAUUUCUAGAGAACUGUGACCAGCCAAGACACCUUCAGCUAUUUAUUUAUUUAUUUCUAGUGCUUGUACUGUGGGGGGGGGUGUACAUGAGGUGUUGUUUUUCAGUGGACGACAACGUGCUUGUGCCUUUUCAGAGAGCUGCACUAUUAGGCUUUGUGCUUAAGUCACCUGAUAUGAAGAACCACCAGUCCUUUAGGGGGUCCUAUUGACGAAGGCAUAAUGCUAUUAGUUUCGGACCAAAUAUUUUUGCACACAUUGUUACUAGCUUUACAUUCAAACAAUAGCCUAUGCUCAGCUUUGUAUGGGUUAACAGAUUUUCUAAAUAAGGGACAUGCUCAGUAUUCCACUAACUUAUUAGCCAGCAUCAUCAUUCUGGUGCAAUUGAAUUAAGAAUCACUGGCUGACAUGUAAGUAAGUGCCAUAAAAACACAGGACUAGGCUUAUGGUGCCUGUUUGAAGUGUUACCGUGUCUCACAAGACUGCAGGUGGACAGUAAUGGUUGAGGCAUUACAGCCCCUGGAAUUAGAGGACAAACAUGUUUGUUGACAAACAAUUUGCAUGCAUAUCUUGUUGAACGUGCCUCGGAUACUGCAGUUCUCGGGGCGGCAGCGUAGCCUAGUGGUUAGAGCGUUGGACUAGUAACCGGAAGGUUGCAAGUUCAAACCCCCGAGCUGACAAGGUACAAAUCUGUCGUUCUGCCCCUGAACAGGCAGUUAACCCACUGUUCCUAGGCCGUCAUUGAAAAUAAGAAUUUGUUCUUAACUGACUUGCCUAGAGGUAUAAAACAGUUCUCUAGCGAUAUGUUAUAGGAAUUUAUCUAGGACUGUUCCAUUUCAACGGAGUAUGUAGAUGAAGAUUUUUGUACUGCAAAUUUUGCUCCUCCAAAUGGCUCCCUUAUAUCUGCUUGUACUACAUGCUGCUUUAAAUAAAUCCUGAAUUACCCAAAA
Molecule: messenger RNA, 2978 nt
Organism: Oncorhynchus kisutch (coho salmon)
Lineage: Eukaryota; Metazoa; Chordata; Actinopteri; Salmoniformes; Salmonidae
Gene: hspa13
Product: heat shock protein 70 family, member 13
Exons: 5
Coding region: 447-1784 (445 amino acids)
Molecular function (GO): ATP binding; ATP-dependent protein folding chaperone
Source: RefSeq, a predicted model, not a curated record